AUGAAUAUUACCUUAAUACUUUUUUUAAUAGGAAUUUUAGGAUUCGUAUUAAAUAGAAAAAAUAUUAUAUUAAUGCUUAUUUCAAUUGAAAUAAUGCUAUUAGCUAUAACAUUCCUAAUAUUGGUAAGUUCACUUAAUAUGGAUGAUAUAAUCGGUCAAACUUAUGCUAUUUAUAUAAUAGUUGUUGCAGGUGCAGAAUCUGCUAUAGGUUUGGGUAUUUUAGUUGCUUUCUAUAGAUUAAGAGGAAGUAUAAGUAUAGAGUAUAAAUAA
Molecule: messenger RNA, 270 nt
Organism: Podospora bellae-mahoneyi
Lineage: Eukaryota; Fungi; Ascomycota; Sordariomycetes; Sordariales; Podosporaceae
Source: the annotation of a RefSeq genome assembly